UCAUCGCGUGGGACUACUUUCGAGAAACUUUGGCGUCGGCUUACGUGAUUUGAGGCCGCUUCGGGAGGUGGUUUUUUUAAAACGAUGACACCACGGAGUACACGCAACGUCACUACCUGAUCAUGGAUGAAGCUAGUCCCUUAGGUGUAUACCUAGUGAAAUCGGGCAGUAAAGGUGACCGGCUUCUCUUCCGUUAUCCGUACGCCGUCGACACGGAAAGCGACUCCCAUGCCAACAGGAAACGGACCAACCCGUACUCGCUCACUGUGAACGAAGACACGCUGAAUAUAACGAGAGCCCGGAGUUGUUCGGAGAUUUCCGACAAAAACUUAGUUUUAAUCUCGGACAAAGCCCUCUCGAACCUCUUCGCCACCAAGAGUGAACUCUGCAACAGAAAGUUCGAACUGAAGGUGAAUGAUGUACGGUUUGUGGGCCACCCCGUCCAGCUGUGUUCGAAACGAGAGACGUCAACGUUUCUCAUGUUCAACGUCGUCUUCGCCCUCAAGGCCUAUGCCAGUCACGAUAUUGUCAACUUUUACCAUGACUUCACACACAAGAUUGCGAUAGCCCUGUCCUCUGAAGAGAACCGCUGCAACUAUCUUAGUUAUGAGCUCAAGAGCAUGCUGCGAGCCCAUGACGACACUGUGGCCAUGCCCGAAGGCGCAUCCUUGGCCAAACGCUUGUUCAGGCACCUGCCCGUCUGUCCUAUAUAUCACGUCCCACGUGACAAAGACAGCGGGGAAUCGCCGUACUACCUGAUCCUAAAACGCAGUCAGCUGGCCCGAGACUUGCAGCGUGCAUACAAUGAGUUGCACAGCAGUGGUUCAGUACAGCUGCACAUCAACCGUUGGAUCAAUGUGUCCUUCUGCCUCCCACACAAGGUCCACCGACUGCACCUGGCUAGAAGCUGUGUCAAGGCCGAAGCUAUUCAGAAGUGCCUGACACAACUCAGGCCAUACCAUUCCCUCCUGCUUUUGGUGGACCCGAGGGAGCUGGUGGAAUCUCUACCUACGGAUGCAUCAUCCGCACUUGUCAGACUCAUCCACACGGCCAGCCCAAUGCGCAGCCUGGUGCAACUGGCUGCAGAUACGGAUCUUACUCUGCGACAGGUAUUUCAACUGUCGGCACAUCUAGUCUACUGGGCCAAGGCCACCAUCAUCUACCCUCUGUGUGAGAGCAACUGCUACGUCCUUGCUCCCAAUGCACCGACCAAUCUUGGUAUGCAGAGUUUGGAUUUCAUCGCCGAAACACAAAGAAAGUCUCCAGUGCACGAGAGGUUUGCAGAGAUGUUUCCUGGAGUCUCCCUGCCGGCAUUUAUGUCCAAGUUCUCGCUGCCGACUUCAUUGUCCCAGCUGAACGACCCUAUGGACCUGAAGAAUGAGCGGAAGCAGCUGUUGCAGAUCCUGGUGUGGAUGCUUCAGGAGAGGAUUCUGAUGCAGCUGCACACCUACGUCUACCUCGUGCCAACCGAGCAGCCAACAAACGGGUACCUCGGGUCGCGGCCUUACCUGUCUGAACCUCACCUGGGUCACCGACCGGCCACCAGCCAAUCGGACUUCAGUGGCUCAGUGCCCAGCGAAGAUUCCAUGAUUGGCAGCCCGAGUCAGUCCAGCCAGUCUUCCAAGUGCGGUUCCGACGAAGACCUCUCACCGGCUGAGUCUGAUGGUCGCUUUGCGCUGUCCUGGGAUGAGAAGGAGGCCGUGGCUAGGGUGCCUGCUUACCGGAACCUCGAAGACCGCAAGCUUUUUCUCAGGUUAUGCCCACGCUUCAAGGGCAAGGACCACCUCGAGGAGAUCAUGUACUACGAGAAUGUGCGCCGGUCUCACCUUCUCGCUCUUUUGGACAAGUUCCGGGAGGUGCUCUUCACUGUGCAGCACGAAGACCCCACAAUAGCGGUGUUCUACAGCUGACAUAGUGGAUAUUAGGUUUUUUUCUCUUCAAAGAGUGGGCCCACAUAUUGCCUGUGGACAUUGCUGGUAAAAGCUCUGGCUAGUCUGUUUCAAGUGCAGUGUUCUGUUGCAGUUGAUAUGAGGAAUUACUUUUGCCUGUUAAAUGACGGAAUGACAGCAUGCUCACCUUGGAUUACCCAUUCAUAUUUUUGUUCUGGAAGUUGUGCCAUAUGUACUUCUUGAACCACUUAUCAUUAUUUUUAAAAAGGCAAGAGCACAGCCAGAUGUUAUGAUUGAGAAUUUUAAAGAAGAGUGGGCUUGCAUUAUGUAACAACAGUUGUAUUGUGUGGAGUUAUAAGAUCUGCAGUCUUUCCUGUUCUGUAAUAUGUAGAAAGUUAAGGGACUGUUGUUUCUGUAUAUGAGUGCAGGCUGGAAAUAUGAAUGCGAGGCUGCGGAAAUGUGCAAGUUUUUCUUGGAUACCACGCUUCGCAAACUUUUUAUGCCAACUGUGCACCUUGUAUAUUUCAAAAGUGUGAAGCCACUUGUUUAUUUUGUGAGAAUGAAUGCAGGGAAAGCAGCCAAGGCGCAAGAUCUUGAAUGUUCCGUGAUCUGGUCUCUUAUUGUUGGCAUUCGUGCAUGAAGAAGAUUGCGCACUGUAGUUAGAACUUGUCAAAGGAUAGGCGAGUGCUUUAACUGCAACGUUUUUGCAGAGUGUGGUGCAGCUAGUGAGUGGUGUUUAUCUCUUUCGGCUGCCACUUUUAGGGAAAGAAAAAAAAAGAAAUAUUUAGGGAAAUGCACGCAACUUCGAUCGUCUACACGUCAUAGCGAGCAGCUACUGUUAUUGCUUACUUCACUGUGGUGUGGUGUGGUGAGGGGUUAGAACUGUGCUGCACUUACUUACCUUCAGUAAUGAAGGUACGUGUAAAUUAAAGAAGGGGCUGGAGUGUCGCAAAGACAACCUAUCCACUGUAAAAACAGUGCAGCUUUGUAUACACUGUGCUUUGUAAGCCUUGAGCAGACUGUGUUAUGCAUAGCGUUUGAAGAAUGCAUUGCAACAAAAGUACAACACAUGAAACACUUCACAAUUUCACGUUCCUACAUGCCGGGCAUUCUGUUUUGCUGAUGUCCAGUUCCCAUGAACUGUAACGAGCUUGCCAUGGUUUGUCAAAGGCAGGCUAGUGUUAAUGUGGGCAGCUGGUCUAGAAACCUUUUUAAAAAAUCAGCUUGCUGUUUUCUGCAGAAUUGUUCUUCUCUAGAUUUUGCUUUGUCACAGGGUAAGCCUCGUGCAAAAACAUUUUAAUUUAAUGCCAGGCACUUUUCUCUUAAAAAGCAUGCUAUCAGUAUGGUGUCUGGAAAGUGCAUGAUCCAGAACUUAUGUAUGUUUCGGUUCUUUUGAAAGCGUCUUAUGGCUAUGUUUUUGUGCACGUGUUCAUUAAUCACACUGUUUUAGUGUGUGUGAAGCAAUGAGAAACUGUGGGUUUCCGGCCACCAGUGGCUGGACUCAGUGCAUUGGUGUGAACUUCCUCCAUGUUGUUUCUGUGCAGUGAAAAAUUGUGCAGAAAAAUAAAAGAAGUCGUAAAGACUGUUCUUUAUGAA
Messenger RNA from Dermacentor silvarum, 3485 nucleotides. RefSeq names its product GATOR complex protein NPRL3 (gene Nprl3). The record is from RefSeq and is a predicted model, not a curated record. The transcript is spliced from 16 exons. Gene Ontology annotation, cellular component: GATOR1 complex. Bases 123 to 1910 code for a protein of 595 amino acids. Lineage: Eukaryota; Metazoa; Arthropoda; Arachnida; Ixodida; Ixodidae. Gene Ontology annotation, biological process: cellular response to amino acid starvation; TORC1 signaling; positive regulation of autophagy.